AUGGAUGGUGUCUGCAUCGGGUGUAGAUUCCUGUGGCCGGACGUUCCAGGCCGCUUCUGUGCUGGAUGCGGUCAAAAGCUGUUCAUGCGUCCGGUUAGAAAUGCAGCUCCUCCAGAGGCCAGCAGUGCCCCGGGCCAGGCGGCGGCUUCCAGCGAACCUCAGAUGAGUGUCCAACUCAAUCCUUUCCGCCUGGCAGCGAACAACACCCAUCACCAGGACAAUAACAGCGAGGUGAGCUCUGCAGGCAUGGCGGUAGAGCACCAGACGAACCUCCUAUCCAUGUCGCGGCCACCAACUGCGCACGGCAGACUACAGCGGGACAAGACCACAUCUGUCGGUCUGAGACCGCUGUCUCCUAUGGAAGGAGUUGAAGUUGCUCACAACCCAGGGGAAAGAGCCUUACAGCCACGGAACCAUCCGGGUCCACCAGUUGCACCGAGUCUGCCGGUCGCCGAGAUCACCGCGAAUUCAAACGGCAGCUCUAUGCCGGCCGGUAGAGAAAGAGCAGAUGCCAGCGACGAGGUGCGUGGGACCCUCCCCACCGAGAACCCAAGGAGGUUUGCCCGAGCUCGUCCAGCUUUGGCAGAACACGUGGUGAUCGAUCUCGAAGAGAGUGGACCCCUUGCAUCAGGCUUAUCCUCCUCCCAAACCAGAGAUGCAAGAUCUAGGUCGCCGCCGAAGGCCCGUGAUCUAGAUGACGGAGCUGACCACGGCCGGUACAGAGAACGAGAUCUACGUUGUCAGAGCUCUUCACGUCCUUUACCUCCCCAGCAACCGGCUCUCUACCGAGAUUCUCUGCAAUGGAGAGUUUUCCUGGAAAAGUUUCAUGCAAGCUCUCCGACCGACCGCCUUCCUACACUGGCAAGCUUCUGGGACGAAUUCUAUGAGAAAGAGAGCAUGGGAUAUACCUGGCCUCCGACGACGAUGGUACACAUCAAAGACCUUGCGCAUCGGUUGAUCACGCACUUCAACACCUUCAAUUCCGUUGUGAGAAAGCGAGAUGAGUUUCUCUCAGAGGUGGCCCGCUACCUAGUCACUGCGGUCACCCAGCCGUGCUAUAGGGCAUGGCAGUUACGAAGAGUGGAAUGCAACAACACAACUCACCGGUAUUUGAUGGACUUGCUGGUGUUCUCUCACGACUUACAGUGGUUCCUAAUACGAAAGCCGUUGCCGGGGGCUGGAGCCAAAGCGCCCUCGAAUGCUGAAUUUGCUCGCUAUCUCUUUUCCAUCCGGCACCAGCGGGCGACAGUGCAGGUCGACCAGCAGGAAUUUCCAAAAGUGCUUGGUUUUAAUUAA
Molecule: messenger RNA, 1296 nt
Organism: Cladophialophora carrionii CBS 160.54
Lineage: Eukaryota; Fungi; Ascomycota; Eurotiomycetes; Chaetothyriales; Herpotrichiellaceae
Exons: 1
Coding region: 1-1296 (431 amino acids)
Source: RefSeq, a predicted model, not a curated record